This is a messenger RNA of Corylus avellana, 1992 nucleotides long. RefSeq names its product glucose-6-phosphate 1-dehydrogenase 6, cytoplasmic. The record is from RefSeq and is a predicted model, not a curated record. Gene Ontology annotation, cellular component: cytosol. Lineage: Eukaryota; Viridiplantae; Streptophyta; Magnoliopsida; Fagales; Betulaceae. Gene Ontology annotation, molecular function: NADP binding; glucose-6-phosphate dehydrogenase activity. Gene Ontology annotation, biological process: pentose-phosphate shunt, oxidative branch; glucose metabolic process.
UAUCUGAUUUUCGCAACGGCGGGUGGUGACUGGUGAGAGAGGGUUGGUGGACGACGGAACUGUCUGAAAAACAAGAAAAACUAUCUUUUAAUAUUCACGCACGCACUGACGCACAUUUACAGGGUUUAUAGAGUUGUGAUUCUUGGCCAGACAAGUGGAAUUUUGCGGCGGCGUUUCUCAGCUUUGUGAUCUCGUUGCUACAAUCAGAUUAUAGUAUAAAAAAUUGUAAGGUAGCUGUGAGCUUUUUGUACAGCUGAGAAGAUGGGAUCAGGAUCAGGAUCAUGGCACAUGGAAAAAAGAGCUAAUCUUAGAGGUGAUUCGUCAGCAAGAGAAGUUGAGAAUGCGCCUGAAUCUGGGUGCCUCUCCAUUGUUGUGCUUGGUGCUUCUGGCGAUCUUGCUAAGAAGAAAACUUUUCCUGCGCUCUUUAACCUAUUCCAGCAGGGAUUCCUACACCCCGAUGAAGUUCACAUUUUUGGCUAUGCCAGGACUAAGAUUUCAGAUGAUGAGCUAAGAAACCGCAUACGUGGAUAUCUUAUUAAUGACAAAAGCGCUUCAUCAGAGAAAUUGGAAAAUGUAUCCAAGUUUCUGCAACUGAUUAAAUAUGUAAGCGGUUCUUAUGAUUCCGAGGAGGGCUUUCGGCUGUUGGAUAAGGAAAUUUUGGAGCAUGAGUUAUCAAAAAAUAGCGUGGAAGGAUCAUCUCGGAGACUCUUUUAUCUUGCACUUCCUCCAUCAGUUUAUCCAUCUGUCUGCAAGAUGAUCAGGCAUUGUUGCAUGAAUAAAUCUGAUCUUGGUGGAUGGACCCGGAUUGUUGUGGAGAAGCCUUUUGGCAAAGAUUUGGAAUCUGCCGAGCAACUCAGUUCCCAGAUUGGAGAGUUAUUUGAUGAGCUACAAAUUUACCGUAUUGAUCACUAUUUGGGAAAGGAAUUGGUGCAGAACUUGUUGGUUCUUCGUUUUGCAAAUCGCUUCUUCCUACCACUUUGGAAUCGUGACAACAUCGACAAUGUACAGAUUGUGUUCAGGGAGGAUUUCGGGACUGAAGGUCGUGGUGGAUAUUUUGAUGAAUACGGAAUUAUUCGUGAUAUCAUUCAAAAUCAUCUAUUGCAGGUUCUUUGCCUGGUUGCCAUGGAAAAGCCCGUUUCUCUCAAACCUGAGCACAUCCGGGAUGAGAAAGUGAAGGUUCUUCAAUCGGUUCUUCCGAUUAAAGAUGAAGAGGUUAUUCUUGGACAAUAUGAAGGCUAUAGGGAUGAUCCAACAGUUCCUGAUCACUCAAACACUCCAACUUUCGCAACUAUGGUUCUGAGAAUACAUAAUGAAAGAUGGGAAGGUGUCCCAUUUAUACUUAAGGCUGGGAAAGCAUUGAAUUCAAGAAAGGCAGAAAUACGAGUUCAAUUUAAGGAUGUUCCUGGUGAUAUAUUCAAAUGUAAAAAGCAAGGGAGAAAUGAGUUUGUAAUACGCCUUCAACCUUCAGAAGCCAUGUACAUGAAGUUUACGGUCAAGCAGCCUGGACUAGAGAUGUCAACAGUCCAAAGUGAAUUAGACUUGUCAUAUGUGCAACGUUAUCAAGGGGUUACAAUCCCAGAGGCUUACGAACGUCUAAUUCUUGACACAAUAAGAGGUGAUCAGCAGCAUUUUGUUCGCAGAGAUGAGUUGAAGGCGGCCUGGGAGAUCUUCACACCUCUUCUGCACAGAAUUGAUGAUGGUGAAGUGAAGUCGCUUCCGUACCAACCGGGCAGCCGAGGGCCCGCAGAAGCGGAUGAGCUGCUAGCAAAAGCUGGUUAUGUUCAAACACAUGGCUAUAUAUGGAUCCCUCCCACUCUGUAGAACGCAGCAUGCUUCCUUUUAUACUGAGCUUGAUACGCUUUCUGAUCAGAAUAAGAAUCUGAUAUGGUGUGUGAGCAUUAUACAUGCAACAUGAUACAAUAUGUGAUUCAUAAAUAAGUGCUCAUGUAGUUCGGGCAUGGUUUACUGUUAACAAUAAACGAGAUUCAAGUA